AUGCGUCUCUCUUUCAUCAUCACGGCUGCCACUGGCCUCUUGGCCACGGCAAUUGCCUCAUCCACCGGCGGCUCCGCUCAGCUUGCUCGCGCAGAUUCCGCCCUCACGUUGACCUCCGCAGACAAGAACGCCAUCAAAGAGCGCGACGUCUCCCUGGCAAUGGCCGAGACCGUCGACAAGCAGGUUGCCACUCGCCAAAAGCAUUCCAAGGCUAGCUGCAUGGCUUGCCUGAUCAUCUGCCCAUGGGGUCCAAUCCUGACUUGCCGCGCUUGCAAGAAGUACUGCGGAAAACUCGCCGCUGAUCUGGGCGACUUGGUCGACGGAAUUCCCACCAUUGGAGGGGACGUCAAGGCCUUGGGCAACACCGAAGAGGAUACCGUCCAUGCCAUCCAAGCGGUCGAGUACAUCACUUGCCUCGGCCAGGGCUUGAUUUCGAACUCGGUUACUGCUAAUGGUUGCGCCGCGAUGAAGCCUGAAACGGAGGGCGAACUCACUGGCAUUUCGGAGCCGUUGAAUGCCGGCUUGACUCAAGUCGCAGCCGAGACUCUGGACAUGCUUUCCGUCCCCGAAGACCCCAAGGAUAUCCGUGACAAGAUCAUCGCGGCUGUGAAGUGCUUCUUAUGCUACACCGAGUGCGUGGCCAAGCCUGAUCUCGUGAAGUGUAGCCAGUGUGGAUUGUGCGAGCUCGGUCUGCAGGUGUAG
Messenger RNA from Westerdykella ornata, 702 nucleotides. RefSeq lists its product as uncharacterized. NCBI's taxonomy places the organism in Eukaryota, Fungi, Ascomycota, Dothideomycetes, Pleosporales, Sporormiaceae. The transcript is spliced from 2 exons. The record is from RefSeq and is a predicted model, not a curated record. Bases 1 to 702 code for a protein of 233 amino acids.